Molecule: messenger RNA, 3505 nt
Organism: Ruditapes philippinarum (Manila clam)
Lineage: Eukaryota; Metazoa; Mollusca; Bivalvia; Venerida; Veneridae
Exons: 2
Coding region: 634-3051 (805 amino acids)
Cellular component (GO): nucleus
Molecular function (GO): DNA binding
Source: RefSeq, a predicted model, not a curated record
AUUUGCCGAACGAUGUCUAUUUCCGAACAAUAUAUAUGCGGUCGUAAAAAUAACAGUAAGGUUGCGUUUUUUAAAGUUUUUUGGCGCGAAAUAUUUGAACGUAAUUGUUUGCUUCCGGUUGUUUACAAUUCCAAGGUCGUCCUGUCAUCUUUAAAAGCGAAAGAUAUCAUCGAGGUAAGUCCUAUAAAUUUUGUCAUAUAUUUAGCCGUACAUGCUAAGGAGACUGCUGACGUAGAUAAGCGAUGCAAGUUUUGUAUUUUGUGUUUAAAUGUAAACAUGUAUGAAAGUAUGUAGAUGUACCCCUUCCCCACCCAUCUAAAUUAGAAUGUUCUAGAAUAGACAGACGUAGAUCUUGCCACGUGGUUGUUCGGAAUUAUCCUCUCACUUUUUAACCGAGGGUCUAAUUCCGAACAAAUAAGAAAACACAAACAUCAAAAAAAGGCUAGAGGACUAAUUUGUAUUUAAUAGUUUAAGUAAAUUAUAAAUAAAUAAAUCUAAAUAAAUAAAUAAAUAAAUAGAUAAAUUAAUAAAUAAUUAAUCAAUAAAUAAAUUAAACAAUCAAAAAAGUUGGUUAAUGAAUGAAAAAAUAAUUCAUUAAUAAAUUAACUCAUUCAUUCAUAUCUCACAGGUAACAUGAGCCGUUCUAUCGGUGCAAAGUCGUAUACCCCGGAUGUGCUGGCAGAGGCUGCCAAGCUUGUUCAGGGUGGGAGCCUUACGUUAAGUUGUGCGGCCAAGUCGUACGGGAUACCGAAAACGACUCUGCAUGAUAAAAUCAAGGGAAGAUACGCAACAAACAAAACAGGUCCCCGCACUGUCCUCUCGCCGGCUGAGGAGACCCGCCUGGCAGAAUGGGCAGUCAGCAUGUCCAGGAUCGGCUAUGGAAGGACGAGGCAGGAACUGUUGACCACGGUAAAGAAGAUCCUUGAUGACGAUGGUCGUAAGACGCCCUUUAAAGACAAUCGACCCGGCAAAGAUUGGUACAGGGGCUUCGUCAAGCGUCACCCUGAGCUGACGGAAAGAGCGCCCAUGCAGCUCGGAAAAGAAAGAGCAGUGAUAACGCCAUCAAAAAUCUCAAAUUGGUUCUCAGAGUUAGAGUUAUUUGUAAACAAUGAGUUGAAUGACACAUGCCUAUUGUCUGAUCCGUCUCGUUUGUAUAAUGCUGACGAGUCCGGGUUUCCACUAUGUCCUAAAAGUGGACGAAUCAUUGCCAUGAAAGGGGCAAAAAAUGUUUAUAACUGCACAAGUAGUAAUAAAACUCAAAUAACUGUGUUGGCCUGUGUUAGUGCUAUUGGACACUACAUAAAGCCAAUGAUUGUAUAUCCUGGCGAGCGUGUGAGGGCUGAUAUUCUUGAAGGUUUUCAGGAGGCUGCAAUAGGUCGUUCUCCGAAUGGGUGGAUGGAGUCUGAAUUAUUUUUGACCUGGAUAACGGACGUGUUUAUACCCGACUUAGACGAGCGUCAAGUCAAACGUCCAAUCUUACUAUUGGUUGACGGCCACUCAACACAUGUGUCUUUAGAGGUGUCGGAUGUCUGUAAGGCAAAUGGCAUUCACGUGUUUUGUCUACUUGAGCACGCCUCACACUUGAUACAGCCGCUUGAUCUUCGGGUUUUCGGGGUAUUAAAAGAAAACUGGAGUCAGGCUGUGAGAGAUUUUCAAAUUGAGAAUAUCCCGAAUACAGUUACGAAGAGGACUUUUGCUCAAGUAUUUAAGGGCGCCUGGGAACGGUCAGCCACCACUGAGAACGCAAUAUUGGCAUUUAAGUAUGCUGGCCUUUUCCCUUUAAAUAGAGACAUUGUUCUGAAAACAGCAAAAAUGGAACCAUCGACAAUCUACAGCUCAAAGCUUAACGCACCAAAAGCUACACCUGCUGGGGUUCAAAUGAAUGUGCAGCCUGACUUACUUCCAGAUGUACAGCUGGACGUGCAGCAAGCUGUACAACAAGAAGGGCAGCAAACUGUACAGUCGGACGUGCAGCAAGCUGUACAACCGGAAGUGCAGAAAACUCUACAGUCAGACGUGCAGCAAGCUGUACAACCGGAAGUGCAACAAACUGUACAGUCUGACAUGCAGCAAGCUGUACAACCGGAAGUGCAGGAAACUGUACCGUCAGGCGUGCAGCAAGCUGUACAACCGGAAGUGCAGCAAACUGUACAGUCGGACGUGCAGCAAGCUGUACAACCGGAAGUACAGCAAACUGUACAGUCGGACGUGCAGCAAGCUGUACAACCGGAAGUGCAGCAAACUGUACAGUCGGACGUGCAGCAAGCUGUACAACCGGACGUGCAGAAAGCUGUUCAACCGGAAAUACAGCAAACUGUACAGUCGGACGUGCAGCAAGCUGUACAACCAGUAGUGAAGCAAGUUGCACUACCGGAAGUGCAGCAAGUUGCACUGCCGGAUGUGAGUCAAGCUGUACAGCCCGACGAACAGAUAGAUCUACAGUUUGUCGCGAACCCACAGACAUCCUUGCAGCAAUCGCCAUUUUCGAAACACCUAGCAAUGCCAAAACCCAGAACUGAAAAGAAAACGAUUAAAAAAAUUAAGUUGCCGAAGGCAGUUACUGGUGAGGCAUUUAGAAAGAUAAUGUUAGAAAAAAAAGCACUUAAAGAGCAAAAUGAACGCGAAAAGCAAGAAAGAAAACUAGAACGUGAACGAAAACGCAAAGAGAAAGAUGAGGAAAAACAAAGGAAACAAAAAGAAAGGGAGGAAAAAAAGCGGCAAAGAGAAAUUGAGAAAGCAGAAAAACUAAAAACAAAGGCACUAGCAGAAAAAGUAAAUCAACAUUUAGCAAAACGAAAAAGAAAUGACGUAUCUAGCAGCUCCGAUUCGGGGUCUGAUUUUCAACCGAAUGACGACUCGGAAUACGAAUGUGACAUUGACAGAAUGAAAUGUUUCAAGUGCGGUGAACUUUACAAUGACGAUAACCCGCUGGUAUGGAUCUCGUGUGACAACUGCCCUCGUUUAUUCCACAGGAAAUGCACAGACAUUGAUUUCAGUGGAAUGGACGAGGAAGACAUCGCAAGUUUCCCAUUUGAGUGUCUGUACUGCUGAAAAAUAGUUGCACGAGAUCGAAAACAGUGAACUUGAUAGAUACAUAUCGUCUCUGGUUGUGUUUGGUCACAUCCAUACUCCGAGUCAUCGUUUGUGUUUAAGACAAUUAAAUAUUGUUGUUAUAAUUAUGUUUAAAGAUAUUGAAUGAAUUAUCUUGUUUAAAUUGUUUAGAUUAAACGAAAUUAGAUAAAUUAGUUAUUUUUAAAAAGCCCGUCAUGUUCGGAAAUAGACACCGUUUGUGUUCGAGUGACCCGCACUGUUCGGAAAUGCACGCAGUCACAAGAGUUUUUCUGGCGCGAUUUUCCUACUUACUGUUUAUCAUGAGCAAAUGCCAUAUGUCUUGUUUGAAAGGUUAAAGGUCAGACAAUGUGUGCAUAAUAUUAUUAGUUCGGAAUUAGACAUCUGCUCCUUAUUAUAAGCAGCGAACCUUAGGUGUUCGGAAAUGCCCGACCCC